This is a messenger RNA of Symbiodinium necroappetens, 564 nucleotides long. The record is from the annotation of a GenBank genome assembly. Lineage: Eukaryota; Dinophyceae; Suessiales; Symbiodiniaceae.
AUGCUCCUGAUCGCCUCCUACAUCGCGGAACCACCUGUGUGUCUCUUCCAGUUCGGCGGUUUCAUGCGGAAAGUCUGGCCGGAACACUGGUUCCAUGUCCGCACAGAUGCAUUGGGCACGACCUCCAAGCUGGAUGCGUCGGCCGUGUGUUUGCAUGCUUCCAGUCACGUGGAGUGUUGCCUUCUUGAGGCGGCUGCGGAAAGCACCCGCAAGCUUGCAGCCUGGACGAGUUUUUCAAUUCGGCAGAGGUCUACGAUUCCCUUGCCGAUGAGUGGUCUGCCCUUCCUGCCAUGCCAACCCGUCGGCACGGUGCUUGUGCUUGCUUUGUGGACGGCAAAGUGUACGUCCUUGGUGGCAUGCAACUUGACUGGAAAGUUGUCGCUACAGGGACGAGACCUAGUGUGGCCUCAGCCCACUUCGAGCGACUUCCAGGUGCAAGGCUUUCUAGCAAAAGCUGCCAUGGUAGAAUUUGGUUUUGAAACUGCUCACAGUGUCUCUGCUCGAGGCCUUGUUGCAGCUCGAUACAUUAAACAAAUUCUGUUGCAACGCCGACCCCGAUCUUAG